Molecule: messenger RNA, 1029 nt
Organism: Penicillium macrosclerotiorum
Lineage: Eukaryota; Fungi; Ascomycota; Eurotiomycetes; Eurotiales; Aspergillaceae
Exons: 4
Coding region: 1-1029 (342 amino acids)
Source: RefSeq, a predicted model, not a curated record
AUGAGCUCAGCAGCGGACACAACCACCACAGGGCAUACUGUUCGUCAAGGAAGACUAUUUUCCGAAGGACCUGAUGCAAAAUAUGGCGACUUUCGCGAUGAAUUAUUGCAGAAUGGAUUUGCUGUCGUUAAAGGCGCCGUUCCCCGCGAUCGGGCCUUGAAGUAUGCAGACGAGAUCUAUCAAUGGCUUGAAGAAUUCAAUCUUGGAUUCAAGAGAGAUGAUCCGUCAACAAUCCAUAAAGAUCAUCUGCCUGACAUCAAUGAAAAGGGAAUGUGCCUCGGAUAUGCGGUCUCGCACGAAUCUUUCACCUGGGGGGUUCGCCAGGAGCCUGAAGUAAUUCGUGCCUUUGAGAGGGUCUACGGUACUGAAGAUCUCAUUGUUUCAUUUGAUUCAAUUGGCAUCGGCUUUCCCAACCGUACAGAUAUCAAACCGAACAAGCCUUGGCCUCAUCAGGACCAAGACCCGGAAAAGCCAGGCUUCCGGUGCUUGCAGGGCUUGGUCAAUCUGCUCCCAAAUGGCCCUAAAGAUGGAGGCCUGAUCGUGUGCAAGGGAGCUCACCGUCUGAGCGAAGAAUUUCACGAAGCGUUCAAGAACGAAGAGGACAAGAUUUGGUCUUGGACGAAGGAAUGGUACGGCUUUACAGAAGCUGGCUUGAAAUGGCUGGAGGCUAAGGGAUGCGAAUGGAUUAAGAUCGAGGCCGAGCCCGGUGAUUUGCUGCUCUGGGAUUCCCGUACACCUCAUUACAAUGUUUCCUCUGAGACUUCUCAGCCACGGUUCUGCGUAUAUACUUGCUUUAUGCCUGUGGCAGAUGCAAACCAGGAGCAGCUUCUCAUCAAGAAGAAGGCGUUUGAAGAAACAAAGAUGACAACUCAUUGGCCAAAUGCAAUGCAUGUUGUGGAUUUGCCUGUUUUUAGAAACGGGGAACCGGAUCCAUACAACCGCUCGCAGCCACGAGAACCAGUCAAACUCUCAGAAAGGGCUUUCAGACUGACAGGCAUUCCUUACCUUGAGCAGAUGGCUGAAUUGUGA